UUUUUUUGCAGGAACAUAAUAUAGAGAACCAUUUGCUUCCGAUCUCUGACUUAAAAGGAAAAGAAAAAGUACCGAUCCAACGGUAUUACAUCAAUUAAGAAACACAUCAACGGUUCACCGUAUUCCGCAAUCUUUAACGAGGACGGGAAAACGUUUUCCCGAUAGACGAAUGGUGCGAGUUGGCGAGACUCCGUUACCUGUCAGCCUCAUUCUCUGAUUCCUGUUAGACAGUGUGAGAGCCGACGGAGGAAAGAAAGAAUACGAUCGGAAGAAAGAAGAAUGCCCCUUUAUUAAUCUCACCUCACGGCUCACCCUAACUGCCAUGGCUGUGGGGAAUAUUAUAGCUAUUUGUCAAUCGGGUGGUGAGUUUGUGACUGAUAAAGAUGGUUCGUUAUCAUAUACUGGUGGAGAUGCCCAUGCUAUUGAUAUUGAUAAGGAAACACGGUUUAAUGAAUUCAAGUUGGAAAUAGCUGAAAUGUGGAGUUGUAGCAUUGGUACCAUGUCUAUCAAGUACUUCCUCCCAGGAAACAGGAAAACUCUCAUUACUGUCUCCAAUGACAAAGACCUGAAGCGCAUGAUCAAUUUCCAUGGGGAUUCUGUCACUGUGGAUGUGUAUAUCAUAACAGGAGAUACUGUCACCCAUGAUGUCUCCAACAUGCCUGCCAGUAGAUCAAGCAGGACCACCUUCUCUGAAGCAGUGGUUAUGGCAGAUGCCCCUGUUGAUGCCCCUGUUGAUGUCAUGGAUGUUGUUGAUGCCCCAAAUAUUGCCACUCUGGAUGUGCCAAUUGCUCCUGCUGCUGCUGAUGCCCCUAUGGUCACUCCUAUUGCUAUCCCUGUUUCUGUUUCCAUUUUUUCUAACUCUAAUCAUGAAAAGAAUCACAAAGAUUCAAAAUCAUGGGAAAAUGCCAUAACUGGUGUAGACCAGCGCUUUACUAGUGUUCACGAAUUUCGUGAUGCUUUGCAUAAAUAUUCCAUUGCACAUGGGUUUGCCUACAGGUUUAAGAAAAAUGAUCCUCACCGUGUAACUGUCAUGUGCAAAGCAGAAGAUUGUCCAUGGCGGAUACAUGCGUCAAGGCUGUCAACCACCCAGUUAUUUUGUAUUAAGAGAAUGACCCCAGCACACACAUGUGAAGGAGGUGUUGUGACUGCUGGGUAUAGGGCAACAAGAAGCUGGGUGGCAAGUAUCAUAAAGGAGAAGCUGAAAGACUCCCCAAAUUACAAGCCCAAGGACAUUGCCAAGGACAUUCGAAGAGAAUACGGGAUUCAACUGAAAUAUUCUCAGGCAUGGCGUGGGAAGGAGAUCGCAAAGGAACAGCUUCAGGGUUCAUAUAAAGAUGCUUACAACCAAUUGCCAUUCUUCUGUCAGAAGAUAAGGGAGACAAAUCCUGGAAGUUUUGCUGCAUUCGCAACCAAGGAGGACUCAAGCUUUCAUCGUCUCUUUGUUUCAUUCAAUGCCUCUUUGUCUGGUUUCCAACAGGGUUGCCGCCCUCUCCUUUUCCUUGACAGCAUGCCUUUGAACGCAAAAUACCAAGGGACUUUGUUGGCCGCAACAGCAAUGGAUGGAGAUGAUGGUGUUUUUCCAGUUGCGUUUGCUGUUGUAGAUAUUGAGACUGAUGAUAAUUGGCAUUGGUUCUUACAAGAAUUAAAAUCUGCUGUUUCAACAUCUAGAUCCAUAACAUUUGUAGCAGAUAGACAGAAAGGGUUAAGUGAAUCUUUAGCUGAGAUAUUUGAGAAUGCAUACCAUGGUUAUUGUCUUCGUUACCUUUCUGAGAAGCUUAAGAAGGACUUAAAGGGGCAGUUUUCUCAUGAAGUGAUUCGUCUCAUGGUUGCAGAUUUUUAUUCUGCUGCUUAUGCACCCAGACUAGAAGGAUUUCAGAGAUACUCAGAAAGCAUCAAAAGUAUUUCACUGGAAGCUUAUAAUUGGGUUAUACAAAGUGCGCCUGAACAUUGGGCAAAUGCAUUAUUUGGUGGUGCACGGUAUGACCAUAUGGCAGCAAACUUUGGAGAAAUGUUCUACAGCUGGGUUUCAGAGGCAAACGAUUUACCAAUAACACAGAUGGUGGAUGUGAUACGUGGUAAGAUGAUGGAGUUGAUCUACACACGUAGGGUGGAAUCCAAUCAAUGGUUGACAAGGUUAACUCCAUCAAUGGAGGAAAAACUACAACAUGAGACAUUGAAAGCACGUUCCCUCAAAGUUCUUUUCUCACCUGGUAGCAGAUUUGAGGUUCGUGGUGAUUCCAUAGAAGAAGUUGAUAUUGAUCACUGGGACUGUAGUUGCAAAGGAUGGCAAAUCACAGGUUUGCCAUGCUCGCAUGCUAUUGCUGUUUUUGAGUGCACUGGUCGGAAUUCAUAUGACUAUUGCUCUCGAUAUUUCACAACUGAGAGUUACCGAUUAACUUAUACAGAGUCUAUACACCCAUUGUCAAACAUAGACAGGCUCAUGCUGAAAGAGUUGGCUGAUACGAAAGUCACAGUAACACCUCCUCCCACUCGUCGUCCUCCAGGGCGACCAAAGAAUAAGCAGACUGGAUUAAAAGAGGUUGUUAAACGACAACUCCAGUGUAGUAGAUGCAAGGGUAUUGGUCAUAAUAAAAAAACAUGCAAGGAGUCCUCAUAGGAGUGUUGGACAUUGGUUCUGAAGCUGUAUGCUUUUCUCUGGAAGCAACCUGAGUUUCAUAUGGAGAAGACUGCAGCCACAAAUUCCUACUAUGUAACGGAUGUUAUGCAGAUGCCAGGGUUGCUAUCCUUGAUUGGCUCUGCAAUUGGUCUUGGUGAUGGAAAAUCAGCCUGGUCAGACUCUUCUGUUAAUUUUCCAACUAGUCAAACCUUGAUUUAGUGAAUUUCACCAUUGUGAAGCUGCCUUAUGUGCUUGUAUGGGAUCCCUACUGCUGGGCUGGAUUGCUCUCUUCAAGGGUUUCUAGGAAUGAAUAGGAUUGAUUUCUGUGAUCAGUGGUGGUCAACAGCUGAAUUAUUGUCCCUUUUUUUUUUUCUUUUUCUUUUUUGUGGUGGUGGGGUGGGGGGGGGUGUUUGGGCUGCUGGAUCUCUUUAUGUAUAUGAUUUGUUCCUGAAACUUAAAAGGGUUUUAUUUGGAGUCGAGUUUGUAAUUUAGUUUUGGGUGGUUGUCUUAGAUGUGUAAUUGGACAGCAAGGGACUUGGAUGAUAUUAUACUGUGAAUGUAUAUGCGGAACAUGCUUCUUUUUUACAAUUCUUUAUUUUUGAGUUUCUUCUGAAUAAAAUUUCUGAUUUACCUACUGGAAAAA
This is a messenger RNA of Macadamia integrifolia, 3260 nucleotides long. RefSeq lists its product as uncharacterized. The transcript has 4 exons. NCBI's taxonomy places the organism in Eukaryota, Viridiplantae, Streptophyta, Magnoliopsida, Proteales, Proteaceae. The coding region runs from base 323 to 2617 and encodes 764 amino acids. The record is from RefSeq and is a predicted model, not a curated record. Gene Ontology annotation, molecular function: protein binding; zinc ion binding.